Octodon degus (degu) is the source of this 2733-nucleotide messenger RNA. RefSeq names its product septin 6 (gene Septin6). Gene Ontology annotation, molecular function: GTPase activity; GTP binding; molecular adaptor activity. NCBI's taxonomy places the organism in Eukaryota, Metazoa, Chordata, Mammalia, Rodentia, Octodontidae. The transcript has 11 exons. The record is from RefSeq and is a predicted model, not a curated record. Gene Ontology annotation, biological process: cilium assembly; cytoskeleton-dependent cytokinesis. Gene Ontology annotation, cellular component: septin ring; cell division site; septin complex. Bases 250 to 1533 code for a protein of 427 amino acids.
UGGAACUGGGCUCGCUGGAAGGGGAGGCAGCGCGUUAAAUCCGCCCCCUCCCCACAGCCUACUUCGGGCGGGUGGAGAUAGCCGAGAGGUUGAGCGUCGGCAAGGGGGCCCCUCCCUUGCUCCUCCCCCCACCGGACUUGGUCGCGCCCAAAGUGUAACACUUUCUCUUUGUCGAGGAGCUCCUCUGUUUCCUGUGCAGUAGCUCCCAUUGCGGCGGCACCCGUGGCAGCCCUGGCGGACGCAGGACCGAUGGCAGCGACCGAUAUAGCUCGCCAGGUGGGUGAAGGUUGCCGAACUGUCCCCCUGGCUGGACAUGUAGGGUUUGACAGCUUGCCUGACCAGCUGGUGAAUAAGUCAGUGAGCCAAGGCUUUUGCUUCAACAUCUUGUGUGUGGGAGAGACAGGUUUGGGCAAGUCCACCCUCAUGGAUACCCUGUUCAACACCAAGUUCGAGGGGGAGCCAGCCACCCACACCCAGCCAGGUGUCCAACUCCGGUCCAAUACCUAUGACCUUCAAGAGAGCAACGUGGGGCUGAAGCUCACGAUUGUUAGCACAGUGGGCUUUGGGGACCAGAUCAAUAAGGAAGACAGCUACAAGCCCAUCGUAGAAUUCAUCGAUGCACAGUUUGAGGCCUAUUUGCAGGAGGAGCUGAAGAUCCGAAGGGUGCUGCACACCUACCAUGACUCCAGAAUCCAUGCCUGCUUGUACUUCAUUGCCCCCACAGGGCAUUCCCUGAAGUCUCUAGACCUAGUGACGAUGAAGAAACUGGACAGUAAGGUGAACAUCAUCCCCAUAAUUGCCAAAUCAGAUGCUAUUUCUAAGAGCGAGCUAACAAAGUUCAAAAUCAAAAUCACCAGUGAACUUGUCAGCAACGGGGUCCAGAUCUAUCAGUUCCCCACAGAUGAUGAGUCGGUGGCAGAGAUCAACGGAACCAUGAACGCCCACCUGCCAUUUGCUGUCGUUGGAAGUACAGAAGAGCUCAAGAUAGGCAACAAGAUGAUGAAGGCACGGCAGUAUCCUUGGGGCACCGUGCAGGUUGAAAACGAGGCCCACUGCGACUUUGUGAAGCUGCGUGAGAUGCUGAUUCGGGUCAACAUGGAGGAUCUUCGGGAGCAGACCCACACCCGGCACUAUGAGCUGUACCGCCGCUGUAAGCUGGAGGAGAUGGGCUUCAAGGACACUGACCCUGACAGCAAACCCUUCAGUUUACAGGAGACGUAUGAGGCCAAAAGAAAUGAGUUCCUAGGGGAGUUGCAGAAAAAAGAAGAGGAGAUGAGACAGAUGUUUGUCCAGAGAGUCAAAGAGAAAGAAGCGGAGCUUAAAGAAGCAGAAAAAGAGCUGCACGAGAAGUUCGACUGUCUAAAGAAACUGCACCAGGAUGAGAAGAAAAAGCUGGAGGACAAGAAAAAGUCUCUGGACGACGAAAUGAACGCUUUCAAACAGAGAAAGACAGCGGCUGAGCUCCUCCAGUCUCAGGGUUCCCAGGCUGGAGGCUCACAGACUCUGAAGAGAGACAAAGAGAAGAAAAAUUAAUUCUGCUGUUUGCUGCAUGCUGCAUGAAACCCAGGGUCCUGUUUGGGCUUCCUGUAGACGUACCCUUUCCUGUGCAACAGAGCUGGGCCCCCCUUUCCCUAAUUCCCCCUUAACCUGUCCAGAGGAGCAUAUAAUCCCUUCCUUCCACUCUUUUCUGGCAAACAUUUACAGAAUCCUGAGAGUCAAAGGAUGCUGUCUGGCCUCCAAUCAAGAAGCCAGCAGUCCCACAGCUUAGAGAUGCAGCCCAUAAUUGGGUCCCCCUCCUAGUGCCCCUCCUCACCCCCACCCUUACCGGACUGUAACAUGUCACUGCUCCUCCUCACCAUCAGCUUCCCAAUUCAAACUCUGACUGCUGCUUGUUUCCCUGAGAUAUCUGCAUCCACCCUGGCUGGAUAAGCACCCGUGAGCAUGGCUGUCCCCUCAGUCUCCUGCCUCCAAGAUGUGUCCUCCCUGCCCUCUCUCCUCUUCCUAGGAACCUACAGCCCCUUCUCUGAGGGCUCUGAAAGUAUGCCUUUUCCUUCUGGCCACUUAGUUCAGCCCUUUCCAGUUUUCAUUCACUCAGGGUAACCAUACUACAGCUGUGUUAAAAGUCAGUAACAAGUUUAUUUAUACCAAGCUCUUAUCAUAAAACACCACUGCAGGAACAAAUAGCAUACACUCCCCCCCCUUAUCCCUGGGUAGCCUACAGAUGCAGAAGGCAGAAUAAACCUGAAUACUGUUAACAGCCUAGAGUCUUGAGUGAUAAACUUACAGAAUCUUGAGGGGUUUCAGCAUUUUCCGGGGGUUCCCACCAUGCUAACGAGGUGGGGCCAUAUUGACUGGUCAAAGAAUCCAGUGCUUGUGAUUUGCAGGGAUGAGUCUUCCGGUCUAUUGGGUGACUGUGAUAAUGAUUUUAAUAGGCAUUGUGCAUGUGUUCCCAACAAGAGGUGUGACUAUCAAUUAGAGGGAAAAAAAGAGAUGGUAGGCCUUGUGAGGUCUUCAACCUUCUCUCUAGUCUAUGGGUUUGAGAUUUUAAAAAUAUGCCAUCCCUAAUUUUUCUAAUGGGUUCCCUAGGAGAGUGGCUUUGGGAGCUCCUUUGAAGUAGAAAGCCUUCAUUGUCAGGGCCCUGAGGCACAAUGGCCUUUGGCAUUUGGCCAGCGAGAGUGAGGCUGGAGGCGACCUGGCAAUGAUCUGUGGCUAAUAGCCGUCUCUCUGCCCUUC